GUCCACCGUUAGGAGAGGCGCAAAGCAGAUGCAAAGUGCUCAGCUCAGACGACGACGUUUUCUAAGUCCCGCCCUGUAUCUGUUUCUCUCUCUGCUUAGGUUCGCCUUCCACCCCAAGCCGGACCGACACCACCGGCGAUCUCUCUAUCUUGGCGGUGAAGAGCUUCUGUUUGCUUGACGGAUCCUCAUCCUCCAGCUCCCCCAAAAGCCUCAGGUAGGAGUUGGAUUGGAGGAAGCGGAACAAUGGCCGAGGCGGCUCAAAUGGAGGACAAUUGGAAACCGCAGAGGCACGGAAGCGAUAGCAAUGGAGAUCUGGCAUUGGAGAAUGGCAGCUCAGGCGAUGCUCAUGAUCAGCUUGUGCAGAUGGUCACGGAGCUCAAAUUGCAGAACGAAUUCCUCAAGUCUCAGAUUGAAGGCUUUCAGAGUUUGCAACCAGCAGAACCGAGUGAAGCCGGUGGUUCCGAAGAGGUUGAACGGCUCCGGCAGAGCAUUGAGUCAUUGAAUUCGCAGCUUGAGGAAGAGAAGCAAACACGAGCUGCGGCAGAAGAGGCUCUGAAGCACCUUAGAGAAGAACACUUGGAAGCUGAUUCAAGAGCGCAGGACCUCUCUGCAAAGCUAGCUGAAGCUCAACAGAAGUUGGAUCAAGAAAUUAAAGAGCGUGAAGAGAAGUACUCUGAUCUUGACUCGAAAUUCACCAGGCUUCACAAACGAGCAAAGCAGCGUAUUCAAGAUGUUCAAAAGGAAAAAGAUGACAUUGAGGCUAGAUUUCGUGAAGUAAAUGAAAGAGCUGAGCGAGCAUUAUCCCAACAGUCAGCAUUGCAGCAAGAGCUUGACAAAACCAGGCAACAAGCAAACGAUGCACUGAAAGCAAUUGAUGCUGAGAGACAACAACUAAGAAGUGCAAAUAAUAAACUACGAGACAACCUGGAGGAAUUGCGAAAUGCACUGCAACCAAAAGAGAGUGCUAUCGAGGCACUGCAACAUACAAUUUCGGAGAAGGAUCAGAUGUUAGAAGAUAUGCGAGGUUUGCUUCAGGCUGCUGAGGAAAAAAGGCAAUCUUCAUUAGCUGAACUCUCUGCUAAACAUCAGAAGAAUUUGGAGAGUUUGGAAGCGCAACUUGCGGAUGCAUCAUCCGAUAGAAAUAAAGCAACUGAAACUAUUUCUUCACUGCAGAUGCUAGUUGCUGAGAAAGAGUCAAAGAUUGCAGAGAUGGAAGCGGCAUCAACGGGUGAGGCAGCAAGGCUUAGAGCUGCUGCAGAAACUGUAAAAGGAGAGCUUGCUCACCUUAAACAUGAGCAUGAGAAAGAAAAGGAGAGCUGGGAAGCUGCCUCUCGAGGACUGAAAACAAAGCUGGAAGUCACUGAGAGCAAUCGGAUAUGUGCUGAAAUUGAAGUAGCCAAAAUGAGAAGUCAGCUGGAAUCAGAGGUGUCUGCACAAACCCAAAUGCUUGAUGCGAGAGAUGCUGAACUUGCAACUGCCAAGGAGGAGAUCAACCGCCUUAAAAAUGAAUUUUCUUCUUAUAAAGUACGUGCUCAUGCACUUCUCCAAAAGAAGGAUGCAGAUCUAGCUGCAGCUAAAGACUCUGAACAAGUUACAGCUCUUGAGGAAGCACUAAAAGUGCGAAGCUGAAAAGAAGUUUCGUCUCUGAGUGCUGAAAGAGAUAAGGCCCUUCAGGAUCUUCAGGAUGCCUUGACUAAUUAUAAUAAAGAACUAGCAGAAAGAGAUGCAGCUCUUAAUGAUACCAUGCAGCAGAUCAAGAGCUUAGAAAAAAAGCUCGAGUCUACUAAUGCCCAUCACCGAUCCGCCAAAGAAGCAUGGGAAGUUAACCUUAGUAAUUUGGAAGAAACAUGGCGGGCAAGAUGUGAAACAUUAAGAGCUCAAAAUGAAGCAUCUUCUGGAGAAGAUAAAAAAGAAUUGGAAGAGCUCAAAUUACGGUAUAAAAAAUUGAAGGAAGAACACAGUUCAUUUCGUGAUCUUGCUGAUAGAAUGAUGGAGGAGAAGGACAGAGAAAUUUCUAGACUUGUAGAUGAUAAUAAGAACCUUCAUCAAUCUUUGGAGUCAAGACCAAAGGUUGAUCAUAACGAUAAUUAUAGCACAGGCAUGUAUAAACAGGAUCCAUCAAGUUUAAGCACCUCUGCGUUAGAACAGCAGAUUCUGAUUCUGGCAAGGCAACAAGCGCAAAGAGAGGAAGAGCUAGCACAGUCACAGAGGCACAUUUUAGCGCUUCAAGAGGAAAUUGAGGAGCUGGAGCAUGAAAAUCGUCUGCAUAGCCAACAGGAAACAAUGUUGAAGACUGAGCUUCGCAACAUGGAAAGAUCACAGAAGAGGGAAGGAGUAGAUAUGACUUACCAAAAUGUUAUAUUAAAGCUUCUUGAAACUGGUGAAGUGGAGGCUCUAUUACCUGUGGUUGGUAUGCUCCUUCAGUUUAGUCCUGAAGAGAUCCAGAAGUGUCAACAAGCAUACCGCGCAUCUGUAGAUGUCCCUCCUAGCGCAGCAAGUGAUGCUUCAGGAUCUGCCACCUCCUCGCUUUUCUCAAGAUUCUCAUUCACUUAAUGGCAAAAUGAAGUUUUGUAGACAAUUCUUUGCACGAAAAACCAGCUGCUACAGCUGCUUGUCUCCAUACAAAAGAUGGAAGGGUGCGAUCACAGUAGAUCUUGUAUUCUUUUGUAAAAGUGAACCAUUCAUUCUCCAUACCAUCCAGAAAAUGUAAAGUACGACAGCACAAUUCAGUCACAGAGAGAGAGAGAGAGAGAGAGAGAGAGAGAGAACAUUCUGGGCGUCAUCGGUCCUUCCAUGAUUUAUUGUAGUGUAACAAAGAAAAAGGCAUGAUUUGGUUAUUUAUUGGGACGAGAAUACGGAUGUUGAGGGCGUGCUUUUAUUUGACAUCUGAUUGAAUAGUACAGUUUAGAUUACCGUCAGAUGGCAGCCUCAGCAGUUUUACCUCUACUCACACCCUCUUGUUACUCUUUGUAAGUAAUGUUCACGUUGGUUUUAUAUGCAUGAAUCAAUUUUUUGACCA
Molecule: messenger RNA, 3019 nt
Organism: Rosa chinensis
Lineage: Eukaryota; Viridiplantae; Streptophyta; Magnoliopsida; Rosales; Rosaceae
Product: protein GRIP-like
Biological process (GO): reciprocal meiotic recombination
Source: RefSeq, a predicted model, not a curated record